This is a messenger RNA of Staurois parvus, 1383 nucleotides long. The record is from the annotation of a GenBank genome assembly. NCBI's taxonomy places the organism in Eukaryota, Metazoa, Chordata, Amphibia, Anura, Ranidae.
AUGUCUGACUUCGAUGAGUUCGAGCGGCAGCUGAACGAGAAUAAGCAAGAGCGAGACAAAGAGAACCGUCAUCGAAAACGUAGUCACAGUCGCUCUAGAAGCAGAGAUCGAAAACGACGAAGUCGUAGUAGAGAUAGACGAGGAAGAGAACAGCGCAGUGGCUCUAGGGAUCGGAGGAGGCGUAGCCGGUCCCCAAGGCAUGAAAAGAAAAAGAAGAUUCGCAAAUAUUGGGAUGUCCCUCCUCCAGGUUUUGAACAUAUCACUCCUAUCCAGUAUAAAGCCAUGCAAGCUGCUGGUCAGAUUCCUGCUACAGCUCUCCUUCCAACAAUGACACCUGAUGGACUUGCUGUUACACCCACACCUGUGCCUGUUGUGGGCAGCCAGAUGACCAGACAGGCCCGUCGACUUUAUGUUGGAAAUAUUCCCUUCGGAAUAACAGAGGAAGCAAUGAUGGACUUCUUUAAUGCUCAAAUGCGCCUUGGUGGAUUAACACAAGCACCUGGAAACCCUGUCCUUGCAGUGCAGAUCAACCAAGACAAAAACUUUGCAUUCUUGGAGUUCCGAUCUGUUGAUGAGACCACACAGGCAAUGGCAUUUGAUGGCAUAAUUUUCCAAGGCCAGUCAUUAAAGAUUCGCCGUCCGCACGAUUACCAACCCUUGCCUGGCAUGUCCGAAAAUCCAUCUGUGUAUGUGCCAGGGGUGGUAUCCACCGUUGUUCCAGACUCUGCACACAAGCUAUUCAUUGGAGGUUUACCCAACUAUCUGAAUGAUGACCAGGUUAAAGAGUUGCUCACAUCUUUUGGACCUUUGAAAGCUUUUAAUUUGGUGAAAGACAGUGCUACAGGUCUCUCAAAGGGAUAUGCUUUCUGUGAAUAUGUGGAUAUCAAUGUCACAGAUCAGGCUAUUGCUGGUCUUAAUGGAAUGCAACUGGGAGACAAAAAGCUUCUUGUACAAAGAGCAAGCGUUGGUGCAAAGAAUGCAACAUUGGUAAGGCCUCUUAGCACGAUAAACCAAACUCCAGUAACUCUUCAAGUACCUGGACUCAUGAGUUCUCAGGUGCAAAUGGGAGGACACCCUACAGAGGUAUUGUGUCUGAUGAAUAUGGUUUUGCCUGAAGAACUACUGGAUGAUGAAGAAUAUGAGGAGAUUGUCGAAGAUGUAAGAGAUGAGUGUAGCAAGUAUGGCAUCGUUAAAUCUAUUGAAAUACCACGGCCUGUGGAUGGUGUGGAAGUACCAGGAUGUGGCAAGAUCUUUGUGGAAUUCACCUCAGUCUAUGAUUGUCAGAAAGCCAUGCAAGGACUCACAGGACGCAAAUUUGCAAACAGAGUAGUGGUUACAAAAUACUGUGAUCCAGAUGGUUACCAUCGUCGUGAUUUUUGGUAG